AUGAAUGCAAAGACGGGGAAAAUCUCCCACGAUUUGGACUCUAUCUGCCUCUAUCUUGCCCAACAGACAGUGGACCGUUGUUUUUUUUUUCGCGAUACAAUGCAACGCUUUUCUCUCAUCGGUGGUACCAGUGGCAGCAUGGAAGGCACGAAAGGUAUUCUCGGCCCUACACUUCUCCUCUCUGUGGGAAAUUGGGAGAAAAGACUGGUGGGGUCACAAGCAAAGGCCAUCCGAUGGGAGAUACCAUUUCGGCAUAUAUGGAGCGGGAAUCGCAACACUCUCCUCCACUGUUCUUUCACUCUUGAACGAGUUGACGAGGCUACUCCAGGGCUCCACUGCACAAUCGCCUGCCAACAGGAUGGGGUUCCAGGAACUCAGCAAGUUCUGCACUUGAAUGUCAACAGUGGUAGUCCAGAGGGCAAACAUUUGCAACUCAAUCCAACGAGUGGCAGUUCAUACAGUGAACAAAAUGAGUUUAGGCUCCCGUCCUUCGUGGUAUUUCAACUGUGCAGUAUGCUCGAUCCCAUCGCACCACUGGGCAAUGAUUGGAGGCAACUAGCUCAACAUCUUGCAAUGGAAAGAUUUCUGCCCUACUUUGCGUCAACUCAACAUCCUACCGAAAUGGUUCUCAAUUUGUGGGAGGCUUCGACAACUGCCAGGGGUCCUCUAGCUCACCAGGAAUUAAUAAACAUUCUACAGAGUAUGCAUCGUCUUGAUUGCGCCAAUUUGGUUCGGUCUCAGGUCUCCCUUGUAUCGUCUCGAAAAGAUCAUGUGUAA
Molecule: messenger RNA, 777 nt
Organism: Hydatigera taeniaeformis
Lineage: Eukaryota; Metazoa; Platyhelminthes; Cestoda; Cyclophyllidea; Taeniidae
Source: the annotation of a GenBank genome assembly